Trametes versicolor FP-101664 SS1 is the source of this 519-nucleotide messenger RNA. RefSeq lists its product as uncharacterized. Bases 1 to 519 code for a protein of 172 amino acids. The transcript has a single exon. The record is from RefSeq and is a predicted model, not a curated record. Lineage: Eukaryota; Fungi; Basidiomycota; Agaricomycetes; Polyporales; Polyporaceae.
AUGGUACACUCCGCCACCAUACGUCGGAAAGACGACACAGCGGAUUCCAUCCAGCCGCAACGGAAUCGUAGUGAUAGCCCGACACUUUCUGCCUUGAUCCGAAUCAACGGCAUAGACGCGUAUGCACUGUUCGAUUCAGGCAGCACUACAGACUCUUUGUCGCCCGAGUUUGCGUAUGUGGCCAAGGCUCCUAGGAUUGUGCUUGAAGAUCAAGUCACGCUCCAGUUAGGUUGCGCAGGGAGCCGAUCCAAAAUCAGCUACGGGGCAAGGGUCCCGGUAGAGAUCUGUGGGAUCCAACAGGACCACUAUUUCGAUAUCGUCAACCUGGAUAGAUACGACUGUAUCAUUGGGACGCCGUUUUUGAACGCGCAUGGAGCAGUACUGGAUUUCCAGAACCACUGCAUUCGAGUGAACGGGAAGGACUACCCCUCGUUCUCCUAUGAUGAGGACCGGCAGUACCGGACCCAACGACAGAACCGGUCUGCUACCAGGAAACCUGGAGCUCCCGCCCACAGCUGA